CUGUCUCUCGCUCUCUUAUAUCAUCCUCAAUUCAUUGGGCAAUUUGCAUCGAUUGAGAUUAGAAACAAUUAGGUUUAGCAGUUAUCCAUGACUGCUGCGUCGGAGAGGAUGGUGACAGUGUUAAGCAUUGAUGGAGGUGGUGUUAGAGGCAUAAUUCCUGGAACGAUACUAGCCUUUCUUGAAUCCAAAUUUCAGGAACUUGAUGGACAGAAUGCACGGAUCGCAAACUACUUCGACCUGGUUGCUGGAACGAGCACAGUUGGGCUGUUAACGGUCAUGCUUACAGCGCCUGAUGAGAACAAUCUGCCCUUAUACCCUGCUAAGGACAUCAAUGACUUUUAUUUAGAACACUGCCCCAAGAUCUUCCCUCAAAGGAGGUAAGCAAAUUAAGAAGAAAUGGAUUUGCAAGUUGGAAGCAGUCCUUUCCCAGCAAUGUAUGUGCUUGUAUUAAACUUUGGUUAGGUUUUAG
Messenger RNA from Nelumbo nucifera (sacred lotus), 469 nucleotides. The record is from RefSeq and is a predicted model, not a curated record. NCBI's taxonomy places the organism in Eukaryota, Viridiplantae, Streptophyta, Magnoliopsida, Proteales, Nelumbonaceae.